UCGCAAGAGUGCUCGACGCAAUACGUGAAUUGGAGACAAAGAUCCCUACGGCAAGAGGGACACGGAUAGUGACGGGUCGGCAGCCUUGCCACCUCCUUACGGGAAGCUACUGGCUGAAAUGUGGAGAGAACAAAAAGAAUGCCUCGCACGUGGCACACGACUUGACGAAAAGCAGGAAAUAAUUCACGAACUUGCGAAGACUGGUAGCAUGCUUCUGAAAACGAACGACGGAAAGUUGGGAGAUGUCGCGAGGGCAAUCGGCGGCACCUUGGUGUCACCGCCUUUAGACCUGAGCGACCUCGAGCAACACUUCCCAACCAAAAAACGCUUUCCAGACUUGACGAAUCUCAUAGACAUAAUAGACAAUGGUGUGCCAGCGAAAACGCACGACAGCCCGCCAAACCUCGAGAGCGCUCUGCGAUACGGAAAUCACAGUACGAUAGACGCCCUGGUGUGGAAGAAGCUGAUAGACGACGUCAAACAGAACAGAUGCCUCGUAUUCAACGUAGCGGACGUAACUUGCAUGAAGGGCGUUCGCGUAUCGCCGCUAGGAGCAGUGGUAGGGAAAAAAAUCAGAAUCAUCAACGAGUUUUCUUUUGACCCCAAGCUGCUGCGCGGACAGAAGGGAGGAGUCAACGUCGAUACAUACGGUAACGGAAGAAGUACCAGACUGUUUGUGCGGAGAGACUCUACCUGCUUUCCUUUCUAAAAUAACGCGCUUGAGAGUCAAAUGGCCUGACAAGAGGAUACCAGUGCCCACGGCGGACGUGAACAACGCUUACCGAAGCGUGAGAGUUGCGCCAGACGAUGCACAAAAAUUCUGCUUUGUGAUAGGAGACGUACUAAAUAGUCGCCGACUUCAGACUGACGUUUGGAUGGGCAGGUUCGCCCGGUUUUUGGGGAGUCAUGGCGUCCGCUGCUGAACACUCACACCGCAACACCAACGUACACAACANAUUAUUAGUAGACGAAGGAAUCGAAAUGAUGUCACAUGUGAAAAUAGUCGAGCCGUGGGAAGACGGACAACCCGCCCGAGUGCCCCGAGAUGCCAACGUGAAACCGCGUGACGGAGGCGAACCACACGAUGAUUUCUCGUAUUGGGUGUACGUAGACGAUUUCGCUUUACUGAAAGUACAACAUGCGCCAGACGACGCAUCAGCGCUGGUAGCCUCCGCGUCAUUAGCGUCUGACUGUGUGAGACUCGUCGGGCCAGCAGAGGGGGGCCAAACGCCCAUUCUUGCCCCGAAGAACAGCACAGACUGAAACACGAGAGCGAAUUUUCUCGGACACACGGUAGACACCCAUAAAAUGACGAUCGCGACAGCACGUGAAAGGAUCGACGCGAUAAGGACCGCGCUAGAGAACGAUUGGCCACAGACCAGAGAAUUCGCCAGUGUGCAAGAAGUCCUGAGUAUGGCGGGAAAACUCUGGAACCUGACGUACGUCAUGAGGGCGGGGAAAUAUUUCGUAUGGCACCUCUUACGCCUCACCGGCCUACGCGACAAGACUAACAGACAGUCAAGAGAAAAGUGGCAGAUACGUCUUGGUUGGGAGUUCCACGGAGACCUAAACUUCUGGAGAUGGGCGCUGGAAGUUAAACUCGCGGAGAAUGGAGUCACUUAGCGCGUUUUUCUUUAACCACGUCCAACGCACGCCUCUCCGUCAUUACCUAUCGGAUGCUGGCUUCAACGCGGUAGGCGGACACUGUCCCGAACUAAAAGUGUUCUGGCGGUAUCGAUUUAAACCCGCGUUUACCGCGGAGCUGAAAAGGAAAGCAGAAGCCAAAGAAACCAGCGCAAUCACCAUCAACACGCUAGAACUGCUCGGAAUGAUAAUUACAUGCUGGGUGGUCCAAAUGGUCGUGGGAGAAAAGCCGACGCAACCCGGACAAACUAUCAUGAUGAGGGGAGACAACGUGUCGGCGGUAUCAUGGGCAAACAGAUGCGGGGGCUCGAGAGAUAGGCGAGCGGGACUGCUCAUGAGACUGCUUGGUCGUAUGGAGAUUGAAAACGGAUGGUGUCACGUGGCG
Ectocarpus sp. CCAP 1310/34 is the source of this 2029-nucleotide messenger RNA. Lineage: Eukaryota; Phaeophyceae; Ectocarpales; Ectocarpaceae. The record is from the annotation of a GenBank genome assembly.